Molecule: messenger RNA, 942 nt
Organism: Tupaia belangeri chinensis (Chinese tree shrew)
Lineage: Eukaryota; Metazoa; Chordata; Mammalia; Scandentia; Tupaiidae
Product: olfactory receptor 4C15
Exons: 1
Coding region: 7-942 (311 amino acids)
Biological process (GO): G protein-coupled receptor signaling pathway
Cellular component (GO): membrane
Molecular function (GO): G protein-coupled receptor activity; olfactory receptor activity
Source: RefSeq, a predicted model, not a curated record
GAAAUCAUGCAAAACCAAAGCUUGGUAGUUGACUUUGUCCUUCUAGGACUUUCACAGGAUCCAAAUAUUCAGAAAAUGGUAUUUAUUGUAUUUUUGUUUGUGUACAUCGCAACCAUCGGGGGCAACAUGCUAAUUGUGGUGACCAUCCUCAGCAGCCCUGCCCUGCUGGGUUCCCCCAUGUACUUCUUCUUGGCCUUCCUGUCCUUCCUGGAUGCGUGCUUCUCCUCUGUUAUCACCCCAAAGAUGAUUGCAGACUCCCUCUCUGAGAGGAAAACCAUCUCUUUUCAAGGCUGCAUGGUCCAAAUCUUUGCUGAACACUUCUUCGCUGGGGCAGAAGUGAUUGUCCUCACAGUCAUGGCCUAUGACCGUUACGUGGCCAUUUGCAAGCCCUUGCACUACUCUUCUAUCAUGAACUGGAGGCUCUGUGGCAUUCUGAUGGGAGUAGCCUUGACAGGGGGCUUCUUGCAUUCUAUGAUCCAAAUUCUCUUUACUUUUCAGUUGCCCUUCUGCGGCCCCAAUGUCAUAGAUCACAUCAUGUGUGACUUGUACCCAUUACUGAAGCUUGCGUGCAUGGACACUCAUAUCUUUCACCUUUUGGUGAUUGCCAACAGCGGGUUUAUCUGCAUCAUAAUCUUCACCUUGUUGCUUAUCUCCUAUGGUGUCAUUUUGCUCUCACUGAGGACCCAUAGUUCUGAAGGGCGGCAGAAAGCUCUCUCCACCUGUGGAUCUCACAUUGCUGUUGUGGUUUUGUUCUUUGUCCCGUGCAUAUUUAUGUACUUCAGACCUCCAUCGGCUUUCUUUUUUGAUAAAAUUGUGGCAAUAUUUUGUACUGCCUUAACUCCCUUGCUUAAUCCUUUGAUUUAUACCUUCAGAAAUAAGGACAUGAAAAACGCCAUGAGAAAAGUAUGGAACAGAUUGAUGGUGGUUUAUGAUGAAAAAUAA